CGUUUAGCUUCAGUUUUAUACUCGCUCCGAAGGAAGAAGGUAUUAUCGCGUAUUCUUCAGCGUAUUACGCUCGUCGCUGUAGGUAUUGAAAUACUAGUCGUGUUAGGUUAACUUUAGAUACUCAUGUGUUGCUGAUGGAAAAAAGGACUGUUUCUUUUCAAUAGAAAAAGCUGUGUGUGUUUUUGAUAAACUGUGUCGUUUUGUGACUGAUGGGUAUAAAGGAAAAUAAGUCUUGCCAAUGCCACAGUGCUGAAGAUAAGGGAGACAACAGUUUUUCGCCUGUCAAAGGAAAAAUGAAGGUUUUGAAGAAGAUCAAAAGACGUAUGGGAUUAGCAUCCCGUUCAUCUUCUAACGGUGGUACCAAUAAUCUUCCUCCGCUGCUUUUUCACAAUGUCCAUGGUGAAAACAUCAGGAUAUCCAGAGAUGGUACUGUAGCUAAACGUGUUGAAAGUUUCUGCAAGGGCAUCGCUUUUAGUUCAAGACCUGUUAAAGUCAAUGAAAAGGUUUGCAUCAAAUUCUUGGAAAUUUCGAACAACUGGUCCGGCGUAAUAAGGUUCGGUUUCACGUACAACGAUCCAACUAGUCUGCGAUAUGGUCUACCAAAGUACGCCUGUCCCGACCUUACCAACAAACCGGGCUAUUGGGCGAAAGCGUUACCAGAACGGUUUUGCAGCCAAGGAACGAUCCUUUUCUAUUACGUAACAUCGACGGGUGACGUCCAUUUUGGAAUCAACGGCGAAGAAAAGGGAAUAUUUUUUAGCAGCGUAGAGACCAGAGGGCCUUUGUGGUGUUUAAUAGAUAUAUAUGGAAAUUCCACAGCUAUUGAAUUCGUAGAUAUUAGGCAUCAGUUGAAUAACUCAUCGAGGCAUAAUGCGGCGAAUUGCGAAAACCGAGGUGAUCCCGUAGAAAGAAUAACGUACCCAAUGCAACAGAUGACCAUUCAAACUAACGAAGAAAUGACUUUACCUUUAUUACGUUACCAGCCCACCCAACUAAAUUUCCAAGCAAUGCCUCUACACAGAACUAGAGGUAGAAACGUUAAAUUCAUGACUAAUAACCGAAGUGUCGCUUAUAGAACGGAUUCAGAAUUCUGCCAAGGUUACGUAUUUACUUACCGACCUCUACAAAUAGGCGAAAGGAUAGUAGUUCAAAUUUUGGGUACAGAACCCAUGUUUCAAGGAAGCUUAGGUUUAGGGCUGACUUCCUGUGAUCCCGCUUUGCUCUCGCAACCUGAUUUACCUGACGAUUCUAAUUUUCUAUUAGACAGACCCGAAUACUGGGUAUUAAGCAGAGAUUUUGCUAGAAAUUUAAACAAAGGUGACGAAAUAGCUUUCUGUAUAUCGCAGAACGGUGAAGUACAAAUAUCAAGGAACGGUGGUGCACCUUUAGUAGUCAUCCAUGUGGACCAGACUCUACGGUUAUGGGCAUUUUUUGAUAUCUAUGGUUCUACUCAACGUAUUCGGCUGCUAAGCAGUUCCACUCCAAUAUCGCCUACUAGGAAUCCAGAAAGGAGGAUAAUAACCCCUUCUAGUGAAUCGAUGAACAGUAUUAAUAGUCAAUCGGAAAUACGUCGGAACACAGCAAUGCAACAACAGUCCAAUUCUAGAGUGUGCUGCGUAGCUCCGGCGGAUAUCCAAGUCCAACCAGCCGCCAACGGAGGAGCCGUCCUGUCAGUUAUUUUACCUCCCGGUCACGCGAAUAUCAUCAGUACGGCAGCACCUGUUCCCGUGACUCACCACAUCCACACCACCCAGAAUUCAGUUAGCAAUAAUCAUCCUAGUCAACAAAAUUCUUAUCCAGGACAUUCGACUCACCAACCACCGAUGUCGCCUGUUGGUAAUAGUGUCAUGGCUCCUGUUCCCACUUCGUCUAAUUUACCUACGGGAACCAUGCUGUCGACGUGUAGCAGUAACUAUAUAGAACCCAUCUCGGAUUCGAGUACCUAUUCGACCCCGCUGUCUUGGGUAGAACAAAACGGCGCGCAAAUAGGCGCCGAAUGCACGAUCUGCUACGAACACCCCAUAGAUGCGGUGCUCUACAUGUGCGGACAUAUGUGCAUGUGCUACGAGUGCGCUCUACAGCAAUGGCGCGGCAAAGGAGGCGGACAUUGUCCUCUUUGUCGAGCCGUCAUCCGGGACGUCAUCCGCACAUACAAGUCGUAGAAGAUAUUUGUUACCUACCUGUUGAAUUCGGACGUUAAGUUUUAUUUUUUAUUGAACUGUUGAAGUGACUAGUGCUUCCAAACAAAAAAAAACUUUAAAAGGGAAAUUAUGUAUAAACAAUUACUGCCUAAUGCUCGCUUUUUUAUAAAGACUGAAUAUUUGUUAACUGUGAGAAUAUUUUUGUGUCCAAUUCUAUUUUCUUAAACAUGUAAAACUUACUUCACUGCUUGGAAACUUUAG
Messenger RNA from Psylliodes chrysocephalus, 2402 nucleotides. The record is from the annotation of a GenBank genome assembly. NCBI's taxonomy places the organism in Eukaryota, Metazoa, Arthropoda, Insecta, Coleoptera, Chrysomelidae.